This is a messenger RNA of Megalops cyprinoides (Indo-Pacific tarpon), 1011 nucleotides long. RefSeq names its product FKBP prolyl isomerase 6 (gene fkbp6). Gene Ontology annotation, molecular function: protein binding; peptidyl-prolyl cis-trans isomerase activity. The transcript has 8 exons. The record is from RefSeq and is a predicted model, not a curated record. The coding region runs from base 16 to 1011 and encodes 331 amino acids. NCBI's taxonomy places the organism in Eukaryota, Metazoa, Chordata, Actinopteri, Elopiformes, Megalopidae.
UCCUUUGUCACCAGAAUGUCAAAAAACGGACUAUCGUCCAGAAUCCAGCAAUUUCUAGACCCCAUGGAGCGGCGAAGAGCAGGCAUGCAGAGCCCCUUUCAGCGCCUGGCUCAGCACAUGGAAGACCUUUGGGGGGAUGGGGGGAUUCUGAAGCAAGUGAUCCAAGCUGGGGAGGGCGCCCCAGUGCCCAGGGAUGCAUCUGUGUCAAUUCAUUUCUCUGGCUAUCUGGAAUAUGCUGACCAGCCGUUUGAGACCACCCGCCACCUGAAGUACCCUCGGAUGUUGAAGCUGGGCAGAGAUGUGACUCUCUGUGGUCUGGAGCUGGGCCUGCUGACGAUGAGGAAAGGGGAAUGCUCGCGUUUCCUCUUCCUGCCCAAAUACGCCUACGGGGAUAUGGGCUGCCCUCCUCUCAUCCCUCCAGCAGCCACCGUGCUCUAUGAGGUCCAGGUCCUCGACUUCCUGGACUCUGGUGAAGUUGACAAUUUCUUCGCCCUGACACCGGAAGAGCAGAACACUGUUCCUCUGUCCACUUUGCUUAAUGUGGUCAACACCAUGCGCUGCUUUGGAAACCGCUGUUUCAACCAGAGCCGCUAUGAGGACGCCAAAGACCGAUACAAGCAGGCUGCGACUAUCCUGAAAAACCGUCAGCUGGUGGAUGAGGAGGAGCGGAAGAGCAUUGCCGGGGUGCAGCUGCCCAUCUUCCUCAACAUGUCCCUGACCCUGCUGCGUCUGGAGAAGCCAGGGAAGGCUCUGCAGUAUGGGAAGAAGGCCCUGCAGAUAGACCCAGACAACACCAAGGCCCUCUUCCGCUGUGGCCAGGCCUAUCUCGAGCUGGACGAUUAUGAGAAGGCUCUAGAUUUUCUUCUGAUGGCGCAGGCCAAGAAACCAUUCAACAGCGACAUUAACAACUUGCUGAAGAAACUUGAGGUCGCUAACAAGAACUUCAUGGAAAGGCAGAGAGAGAUGUGCUCCAAGAUGUUUCCCAGUUUCAGUGAUUCCUCAAAGAAAUGA